Messenger RNA from Gekko japonicus, 917 nucleotides. It is a transcript of the gene IFT43, whose product is annotated as intraflagellar transport 43. Bases 246 to 815 code for a protein of 189 amino acids. Lineage: Eukaryota; Metazoa; Chordata; Lepidosauria; Squamata; Gekkonidae. The transcript has 10 exons. Gene Ontology annotation, biological process: intraciliary retrograde transport. The record is from RefSeq and is a predicted model, not a curated record. Gene Ontology annotation, cellular component: cilium; intraciliary transport particle A.
GCAAGUUUCGUAACUGUGAGCUAAGCAUUCUUGUGGUGGGAAGCCCCGGCUUGGAAGGUGCCUCUGAUCUGCUCGGAAGGGAUGCGGAAGGCGUGGAUCGACCCGACCCUCCCCGCCGCCGCCGCCGCCGCCGCCGCCGCCGCCGCCUGAGAGGGCUCCUGCCCAGCGGCAGCGUCUCCCGGCCCUUACCGGGCUGUGACGAGGAAAGCCCCAAUUUGAUUUUGAAGGCGCCCUGAAAGGUGAAGAUGGGCCGACGAGCUCAGCAAGAUUCCUACUCAGAGGAAAAUCAUCUUAGCCAGAACUAUUCUUCCGCUGGAGAGGAGGAAGACACAACAGAAAAGGGUCCUCCAUCUAUACCUGCUCGCCGGCAAGGAGGAUGGGCAAGUGAUGCUGUUGUGAAUGCUUCCAAAUCAGGAAAGAAACAUGCAGAGCAAGAAGUUGAAGAUCACCGCCUGAGGCAGCAGAGCCUGGAGGCUUCUGAUGAUGGAGAAGAUAUUCCAGUGAUCCCUGACUUGGAGGACGUUCAGGAGGAAGAACUAGCCAUGCGGGUGGCAGCUCCACCAAGUAUCCAAGUGAACAGAGUGCUUACCUACCGUGACCUGGACAAUGACCUCAUGAAAUACGCUGCUUUCCAAACCUUGGAUGGAGAUAUUGACCUAAAGCUCCUUACUAAAGUUUUGGCCCCAGAGCAGGAAGUGCGAGAGGAUGAUGUCAGCUGGGACUGGGAUCAUCUCUACACAGAGGUGUCUUCAGAGCUUCUGAGCGAGUGGGACCUGGGACAGGCUGACAGGGAGGAGGCUCUCACCCCCACUUAGGCUUCGGUUGGUGGGUGGCGCUGCUGCUAACCACAAAGGCACAACUGUAGAUUAUAAGCACAUUUUUAAAAUAUAUGCUUUGUGUUUGAGGUGUUAUUUUGG